AGGCAAGCAAACCGAGGCCCUUCUGCAGCGUGAGCACCCAGGGACCUGGACCGGGUGUGUGUCAGAGCGCUGCCCUGCUCCCUGCCCCCAGCAGCGUGUGGCCGUCGUCAUGGACAAGAUCCUGGAGGCCGUGGUGACUUCGUCCUACCCUGCGAGCGUGAAGCAAGGGCUGGUGCGGCGCGUGCUGGAGGCGGCGCGGCAGCCCCUGGAGCGGGAGCAGUGCCUGGCGCUGCUGGCCCUGGGCGCGCGCCUCUACGUGGGUGGCGCGGAGGAGCUGCCGCGCCGCGUGGGCUGCCAGCUGCUGCACGUGGCGGGGCGCCACCACCCCGACCCGCGCUGCGUACCCGACGGCGCGCACCGCCUGCUCUUCUGCCAGCAGCUGGUGCGCUGCCUGGGCCGCUUCCGCUGCCCAGCCGAGGGCGAGGAGGGCGCCGUGGAGUUCCUGGAGCAGGCCCAGCAGGUUAGCGGGCUCCUAGCUCAGCUCUGGCGAGCCCAGCCCGCCGCCAUCCUGCCCUGCCUCAAGGAGCUGUUCGCGGUCAUCUCCUGCACAGAGGAGGAGCCGCCGUCCAGCGCCUUGGCCAGUGUGGUCCAGCACCUCCCACUGGAGCUCAUGGAUGGGGUGGUCCGCAACCUCAGCAAUGAUGACAGUGUGACAGAUUCCCAGAUGCUGACUGCCAUUAGCAGGAUGAUCGACUGGGUGUCCUGGCCCCUGGGGAAGAACAUUGACAAGUGGAUCAUUGCCCUUCUCAAGGGCCUGGCUGCCGUUAAGAAGUUCAGCAUCUUGAUCGAGGUUUCGCUCGCCAAAAUUGAGAAGGUCUUCUCUAAGCUCCUGUAUCCCAUCGUUCGGGGGGCCGCCCUGUCUGUCCUCAAGUACAUGCUCCUGACUUUCCAGCACUCCCACGAGGCCUUCCACCUGCUUCUCCCUCACAUUCCUCCCAUGGUGGCCUCUCUGGUGAAGGAGGACUCGAACUCUGGGACCAGCUGUCUGGAGCAGCUGGCAGAGCUGGUGCACUGCAUGGUGUUUCGGUUCCCAGGCUUCCCAGACCUGUAUGAGCCUGUCAUGGAAGCCAUUAAGGACCUCCACAUUCCCAAUGAGGACCGAAUUAAGCAGCUGCUGGGGCAGGAUGCCUGGACCUCACAGAAGAGCGAACUGGCUGGCUUCUAUCCUCGGCUCAUGGCCAAGUCUGACACGGGCAAGAUUGGCUUAAUCAACUUGGGUAACACAUGCUACGUGAACAGUGUCCUUCAGGCCUUAUUCAUGGCUUCCGACUUUCGACACUGUGUGCUCCGCCUGACUGAGAACAACUCACAGCCCUUGAUGACCAAGCUGCAGUGGCUCUUUGCUUUCCUGGAGCACAGUCAGAGGCCAGCCAUCUCUCCUGAGAACUUCCUCUCUGCGUCCUGGACACCAUGGUUCAGCCCUGGGACCCAGCAGGACUGUUCAGAGUAUCUGAAGUACCUGCUGGAUCGGCUUCAUGAAGAGGAAAAAACCGGGACGAGGAUCUGCCAGAAGCUCAAGCAGUCCAGCUUGCCCUCCCCACCGGAAGAACUCCCUAGCUCCAGCGCGACAUCUGUGGAGAAAAUGUUCGGAGGCAAGAUCGUGACUCGGAUAUGCUGUCUCCACUGCCUCAACGUUUCCUCCCGGGAGGAGGCCUUCACAGACCUCUCUCUGGCCUUCCCUCCUCCCGAGCGAUGUCGCCACCGCCGCCUGGGCUCCGUGAUGCUCCCAACAGAGGAUGUGCGAGCCCAGGAGCUGGCACCGGCUCCCAGAGCUCCAGGGGCACCGAGGCAGAGGAAGCACUGCAUCACAGGAGAUGCUCCCUGCACUGGACUAGACAUAGAGGGUCUGGGCAUCAUCAGCACUGGUGGACAGAGUGGGCAGGAGGAGAAGCUGGAGAGGGAGCAGGCCGGGAAGGAGAAGGAGGCAGCAGAGGAGGAGGAGAAGGAGGAGGAAGGAGCAAGGGAAGAGGAGAAGGAGGAGGGGGAAGAGAAGAAGAAGGAGGAUGAAAAGGAAAAGGAAGCUGAGAAUGGCAAGGAGGAUGGCGACAGCUUGGGACCAGGGACCCCUAGGGAUGCUGCCGUCCCACCCAGGGAGCAGGUCUGUGGUCCCGAGGGCUCCCGCUCUGUGCUAGAUCUGGUCAACUACUUCCUGUCCCCUGAGAGGCUGACAGCCGAGAACCGUUACUACUGUGAGUCAUGCGCCUCCCUGCAGGAUGCAGAGAAGGUGGUGGAGCUGAGCCAGGGUCCACGCUACCUCAUCCUCACACUACUGCGCUUCUCCUUCGACCUGCGUACCAUGCGGCGCCGCAAGAUCCUGGACGAUGUCACCAUCCCCCUCUUGCUGCGCCUGCCACUGGCCGGGGGGCAGGGACAGGCUUAUGACCUCUGUAGUGUGGUGGUGCACUCUGGAGUGUCCUCAGAGAGUGGCCACUAUUACUGCUACGCCCGUGAGGGUGCUGCCCGGCCGACCCCUGUCCUGGGAUCCACAGACAGGCCUGAGCCUGAGAACCAGUGGUACUUGUUCAAUGACACCCGGGUGUCCUUCUCGUCCUUCGAGUCGGUCAGCAACGUCACCUCCUUUUUCCCUAAGGACACUGCCUAUGUGCUCUUCUACCGCCAGCGGCCCAGGGAAGGGCCUGAGGCCGAGCCUGGCUCUCCCAGAGUCCGAGCAGAGCCCACCCUCCACAAGGACCUGAUGGAGGCCAUUUCCAAAGACAAUGUCCUCUACCUGCAGGAGCAGGAGAAGGAGGCCCGGAGCAGGGCAGCUUAUAUCUCCACACUCCCUGCUCCACACUGGGGUAGGGGCUUCGAUGAAGACAAAGACGAAGAUGAAGGCUCCCCAGGGGGCUGCAAUCCGGCUGGUGGCAGUGGUGACUUCCACAGACUGGUCUUCUAAGGGGAACUCCCACCUGUGGGGAGUCACAGCCAACCUCAGAGUGGGCCAGGCGGGGCUCGGGGCCCAGGCAGAACACUCUGCCAUCUGGGGUCGUAGGAGCUGUGGAGGCAAGCCCAAGGUGAAGCAGGUCCCUUUGAGGGCAAGGAGGAUGGAGAGGGACCACCUGGGAUGUCAGUCUACAGCCUGAAGGGCACAGAGAAGCUGAAACCCAAAGCUCCUUAAGCAGUCAUCAUACUACGAUGCUAUGGUUAAGUGUCCUGACUAGCUGGGAGCAACUCGGAUGAGGCCACCCUGGGCUUUGCCUCCCUGCAGGCCCCAUCCUGGAAAGCCCAGCCAGCUCAGGUGUCAGUUUGGUGUCCUGUAUCCGGUAGCACUUCUUUUUCUCUAGUUCCUUCACCCAGCCCCUCCUCCAUAGGAGAAAAGCACAGCUGAAGUCAGGCCCUUGCACCCAGAAGGGGGCUGUUCCCUCUGCCCGCCUCGUUUCUUCAGGGGGUUCUUAGAACAAGGUGUGUGGGUGCCCGCACCCGCUGUGUGUUUGAGGCAUAUAGGGAAGGCAGCACAGCACAGGACCAGAGGUGAGACUCUUACCUGCCCCUCCCCUCCCCUCCCUAGCCUGCCUCAGUGCCUGAGAUGCUGCCAUGGCAUCCCUGUCUAGUUAGGGUCUGGGUCCUUAUUUUACUGAAGACAGUCGUCUGUCAGAAAGCCAUUGUCGUUUGAGGAAGCUAGCUGGCUUGGCUCCUCUGGUAGAAUGUGAGGGCUGGGUAGGUAUGAACUGUGUAAUGCGCACAGCCUCACUGUGCCCUGAGACUACUAUAGCCCCUUCUCAGCGGAGAGAAGAAACCCGUGUUCUUAAAUAGGAAUAAAACUUGCUUCUCGGAA
Molecule: messenger RNA, 3775 nt
Organism: Peromyscus maniculatus bairdii (prairie deer mouse)
Lineage: Eukaryota; Metazoa; Chordata; Mammalia; Rodentia; Cricetidae
Source: RefSeq, a predicted model, not a curated record